Baudoinia panamericana UAMH 10762 is the source of this 987-nucleotide messenger RNA. RefSeq lists its product as uncharacterized. The transcript has 4 exons. Gene Ontology annotation, biological process: mitochondrial electron transport, ubiquinol to cytochrome c. NCBI's taxonomy places the organism in Eukaryota, Fungi, Ascomycota, Dothideomycetes, Mycosphaerellales, Teratosphaeriaceae. The coding region runs from base 1 to 987 and encodes 328 amino acids. Gene Ontology annotation, molecular function: heme binding; electron transfer activity. The record is from RefSeq and is a predicted model, not a curated record.
AUGCUGGCACGAGCGACUCUGCGCGCUGCGGGCGCCGCGAAGACGGGUGUCACUGGGCUUGCGAAGCGCAAUGCCUCCACAUCAAGCUCUUCCGAGGCCGCGGCGGCAUGGAAGAACAACGCCCUCCUCGCAUCAUCUACCGCCUUCGCCAUCGGCUCAGUCGCUUGGUACUACUACCAGUUUGGCAGGCAGCCGUACGCCAUGACGCCACAAGAAGAAGGCCUUCACGCCACGCGAUACCCCUGGGAGCACGAGAAGCUCUACAAAACCUUCGACCAUGCCGCCCUCCGCCGCGGCUUCCAGGUCUACCGCGAAGUCUGCUCCUCCUGCCACUCCCUCAGCCGUAUCCCCUACCGCUCCCUCGUCGGCACCAUGAUGACCGUCAACGAAGCCAAGACGCUUGCGGAGGAGAACGAAUACGACACCGAGCCCAACGACGAAGGCGAGAUUGAGAAGCGUCCCGGCAAGCUCUCCGACUACAUCCCGUCUCCGUACAAGAACGACGAAGCGGCGCGUGCAGCCAACAAUGGUGCACUGCCGCCCGAUCUCAGCUUGAUGGUCAAGGCGCGCCACGGUGGCUGCAACUACAUCUUCUCGCUGUUGACGGGCUAUCCGGAGGAGCCGCCGGCGGGUGCGGUUGUGCAGAGUGGGUUGAACUUUAAUCCGUACUUCCCCGGUACCGGUAUCGCUAUGGCGCGUGUGCUAUACGAUGGUCUGGUUGAAUAUGAGGACGGUACUACCGCCACCACGUCGCAGAUGGCGAAGGAUGUGGUGGAGUUCUUGAACUGGUCCGCUGAGCCGGAGAUGGACCAGCGGAAGCGUAUGGGCUGGAAGGUCAUGGCGAUUGGCGGUGUGCUGUUUGCCUUGAGUGUGUGGGUCAAGAGGCACCGGUGGGCCAACAUUAAAUCCCGCAGAAUGCUUUAUCAGGAUCCAAGCAUCGGGUCAACCCCAGCCGCCAAGCAGCCAGGCUCGACCUUCCGGAGAUGA